GCUUCUCCCUUCCAACUCGGUUUCGAACCACAAAACAAUAUUCUUUCUUAGUUCCAAGCAAGCUUCUGUUUAUUUUCUUGCCAUCUUUUACUAUACAAAAUCAGGAAAAGAGAGAAAUGGCGGAAAAUGAGUGGCUGAACGGGUACUUGGAGGCGAUUUUGGACGUGGGAACGGACAAAAAUGGCGGCCGAGGCGGCGAGGAGAGGAGCAGGAAGAUGGAGAGCUUCAAGAGAACAAUAUUCAGCGGCAAGUUUGAUGAAAAGUUCAUGUCUGAAAGGCUUCUCCAGGCCCAGAAAGAGAAACCAGAACUGAAGCUGUUUAGUCCGACCAAGUACUUUGUUGAAGAGGUUGUUAACAGCUUCGAUGAGACUGACCUCCACAGGACAUGGAUUAAGGUUGUAGCAACAAGGAAUUCUCGGGAGCGCAAUAACAGGCUCGAGAAUAUGUGCUGGAGGAUUUGGCAUCUCUCCCGCAAGAAGAAACAGAUAGCUUCGGAGGAUGCACAAAGGUUGGUGAAAAGGAGGGUUGAGCUAGAGAAAGGUCGUAUCGAUGCAGCAGAGGAUCUUUCUGAACUCUCGGAAGGGGAGNACGCAUAA
This is a messenger RNA of Ipomoea triloba (trilobed morning glory), 596 nucleotides long. RefSeq names its product probable sucrose-phosphate synthase 4. The record is from RefSeq and is a predicted model, not a curated record. NCBI's taxonomy places the organism in Eukaryota, Viridiplantae, Streptophyta, Magnoliopsida, Solanales, Convolvulaceae. The transcript is spliced from 3 exons. The coding region runs from base 117 to 596 and encodes 159 amino acids.